AUGAGUUCAAAGACUGAUAAUGUUAAUUUAGAUAAAUAUGAUGAAGAACAAGUUAAGUUGAUGCAAGAAAUGUGUAUUGUAGUUAACGAAAAAGAUGAAAAAAUUGGGGCGGAUACCAAAAAAAAUUGUCAUUUAAUGGAAAAUAUUAAUAAAGGACUUUUACACAGAGCAUUUUCAGUAUUUCUUUUUAAUUCAGAAAAUAAAUUAUUAUUACAACAACGUGCAAAUGAAAAAAUUACAUUUCCUGAUCUUUGGACAAAUACUUGUUGUUCUCAUCCAUUAAAUACACCUUUAGAAUUAGAGGAAGAAGCUCAAAUUGGAGCACGUCGAGCGGCUCAACGAAAAUUAGAGCACGAAUUGGGUAUUAAACCGGAAAAAGUUCCUCUUGAUGAUUUUGUAUUCUUGACUAGAAUUCAUUAUUUAGCUCCCUCAGAUGGACUUUGGGGCGAACACGAAGUCGAUUAUAUUCUUUUUAUUCGAGGGGAUUUUACUUUUGAUGACAUUGUAGUGAAUAAAAAUGAAGUGAAAGCUGCUGAAUUUUUAUCUUUGGAUGAAUUACGCAAAAAAUUCAACAAUCCUGGCGAUUGGAAAUAUACUCCAUGGUUUAAACUUAUUUGCGAAAAUUUUUUGUUUAAAUGGUGGGAAAAUUUGGAUGAUUUAGAAUCAAGUAAAGAUGUUUUGACGAUUCAUAAAUUAGGUUUUUGA
Rhizophagus irregularis DAOM 181602=DAOM 197198 is the source of this 705-nucleotide messenger RNA. RefSeq names its product isopentenyl-diphosphate delta-isomerase idi1. Gene Ontology annotation, molecular function: isopentenyl-diphosphate delta-isomerase activity. Gene Ontology annotation, biological process: isoprenoid biosynthetic process; isopentenyl diphosphate biosynthetic process. The record is from RefSeq and is a predicted model, not a curated record. Lineage: Eukaryota; Fungi; Glomeromycota; Glomeromycetes; Glomerales; Glomeraceae. Gene Ontology annotation, cellular component: cytoplasm.